Dioscorea cayenensis subsp. rotundata (Guinea yam) is the source of this 936-nucleotide messenger RNA. RefSeq lists its product as uncharacterized. Lineage: Eukaryota; Viridiplantae; Streptophyta; Magnoliopsida; Dioscoreales; Dioscoreaceae. The record is from RefSeq and is a predicted model, not a curated record. Bases 1 to 936 code for a protein of 311 amino acids. The transcript has 6 exons.
AUGGAAUGCAAAUUGUGGUUCGUUGUGAUGAUCAUAGGGCUUUCUCUCAUUGUCUUUGACAAUGAAGUCCUGGCAACCAUGCCGAAGAGACAAAUGAUGAAACAGUCUUUAUUGUGGAAUGAGAGGUUCAUCAAUCAAAAUUCUAUUUCAGAGAAUGAUGAAGUAGAUGAUUCAAUUGACCAUUGGGCAAUUUACAAGGCUCCAAGUGGUAACGGUCAGAAGCGUUAUGGGGCUAUGGCAACUGUUUCUGUUUAUGAGAUUCCAGAAAUUAAAGUUUCCCAAUUUAGCUCGGCUUGCAUUUGGAUUGUUAAUGGAGAUGAUGGCCCAAAAGAAAAUUUAAAUAUCAUAACGACUGGGUGGACGGUAUAUCCAGAUCUAUAUAAUGAUACUCGGCCCCAUUUAUUCACAGAUUGGACGAGAGAUGGAUAUCAAACAGGUUGCUAUAACACUCAAUGCUCGGGAUUUGUGCUUGCUAAUAAGAGUAAAAUAGUUCCAGGAAGUCCUAUUGAUCAAGUUUCGGUUUAUGGCGGACCACAAUAUAAUAUAACACUAAAAAUCUAUAAGGAAUCUACUUCUGGAAAUUGGUGGUUAUAUUAUGGAUCAUCUGGUCACCAUGAUGAAUUAAAUGCAGUAGGUUACUGGCCGAGUUCUCUUUUCACUACUUUGGUGGAUAAUGCAUCUCAAAUGCAUUUUGGUGGAAUGGUCUCCUAUCAUAAAGAUGAGCACGGCCCUCCAAUGGGCAGCGGUCACUACCCAGAUGAAGGAGAAGGCAAAGCAGCAGCUUUCUAUAGAAUCCAAGCCGUGGAUAAAAUUGGAAAUGUGUAUGACUUUGAAGAUGACCUAAAUGCCGCAGAGGAUAAAAGAGAAUGCUACCGUGUUAGUGAAUUUAGGGACGAAAGUUUUUUCUAUGGUGGCCCUGCUCAUUGUAUUAACUAG